AUGGGGAAUGCGUCGUCAAUGCUAACGCAAUACGACAUAGAAGAGGUUAAACAACACUGUGAUAAUCUAUUUUCCCAGCAAGAAAUAGUGUCACUGUAUCAAAGGUUUUGCCAGCUAGAUCGAAAUGCAAAAGGUUUUAUCUCAGCUGAUGAAUUCUUAUCAGUGCCUGAGUUUGCAAUGAAUCCACUCUCUCAGAGGCUGCUUAAAAUGGUGGAUGGCUUGAACUUCAAGGACUUUGUUGCCUUCUUAUCUGCUUUUUCUGCUAAAGCAAGCGUGGAGCACAAAAUAGGACUUAUUUUCAGAGUAUAUGACUCAGAUGGUAAUGGAAAAAUAUCUUUCAAUGACAUUCUGGAAGUUCUUCGGGAUUUGUCCGGUGCAUUCAUGUCCGAUGAGGAAAGAGAGAAAGUCUUGAGCAAAGUUUUGAAGGAGGCAGGUUACACAAGGGAAUCAUACUUGACGCUGGAUGACUUCAUUAAGGUUUUUGGAAAUUCUGGCCUAAAAAUGGAGGUCGAAAUCCCAAUUGACUGA
This is a messenger RNA of Dovyalis caffra, 528 nucleotides long. Lineage: Eukaryota; Viridiplantae; Streptophyta; Magnoliopsida; Malpighiales; Salicaceae. The record is from the annotation of a GenBank genome assembly.